ACUUGCAAUCAUCUCUAUUCCUGGGAAGAGUGGUAGUGUGGAGGGCCUCCUAUGUGGGUGGCUGCAGCAGCAGCAACAGCGGUGAGAACUCGCCUCUGAUGAAGUUCAAGUAAAACUAGACUCCAAUCUAUGACCCUGAGGGCUUCAGGAAGCAGUCUAUUUCUCUGCACUUCCAGAAAAAACAGGAGGAAGAGGUGCUGCUGGUACCUGCCAAGAUGUUCCAUUUGCAGAACCCACAGGUGCUACAGAUGCUUGAAAAGUCCUUGAUAAAGAGCCUCCCUGAAUCCUUAAAGGUUUAUGGGACCGUCUUCCACAUGAACCAGGGAAAUCCCUUCAAGCUAAAGGCCCUGGUGGAUAAAUGGCCUGAUUUUAAUACAGUGGUUAUCCGCCCUCAGGAGCAGGAGAUGACAGACGACUUUGAUCACUAUAUCAACACCUACCAAAUCUAUUCUAAAGACCCCAAGAACUGUCAAGAAUUCCUUGGCAUAUCAGAUGUCAUCAAUUGGAAACAACAUUUACAGAUCCAAAGUUCACAGUCCAGCCUGGAUGAGGUGAUACAAAGUCUUGCAUCUGCAAAAUUGGUCCAGGUGAAGAGAGCACAAUGCCUUCUCUAUAUAAUGCCUAAGACAGCAAAGAAACUAAUUCCACUCCUACUGCAGGAGUUAGAUCAUAAACCUGGCAGACCCAAGGCCAUCAAUCGAGAUAUGUUUAAACACUCAUCCCUGGAUGUUACCCACGCUGCCUUGGUGAAUAAAUUCUGGCAUUUUGGAGGCAACGAGAGAGGCCAGAGAUUCAUUGAGCGUUGCAUCCAGACCUUCCCCAACUUCUGUCUGCUGGGGCCAGAGGGGACCCCUGUGUCUUGGUCCCUGAUGGACCAGUCUGGGGAGGUGCGGAUGGGGGCCACCGUGCCUGAGUAUCGAGGUCAGGGUCUGAGCUCCUAUGCUCUCUAUACCCACAUCCAGGCUUUGGACAAACUUGGCUUUCCCACAUAUAACCAUACGGACAAAGCCAACAAAAUCAUACAAAAAAUGAGCCACACUCUAGGUCAUAUCCUACUGCCCUGUAGCUGGAACCAGUGGCACUGUGUGCCUCUGUGAAGCUGGUUCUGAGCACAAGACAGGGCUGGAUGGGCUGUGUAUAUGACUAGAGGAGUGGACAGUGGGCAAAAAGAAAAUAAAUUUUAAUCGGUGUUCAUGAAUUGAAUGAUGUUUGGGCUCUCUGGAAACAGUGUGAAUGGGCAUGAGGACCGCCACGGUCCCAGAGAGUAAAUUCCUUUUUUGGUUUAGUACACCUGGCAUGGCCAUCUUCCUGUAGUGCCUCCUGGCCUUGUUCAAUGUCCUAUACUUCUGGGUCUCAGUGACACAUUUUGUUUAGCUACAUGCUACCCUUUGCUCUUCUCCUGGAACAUUAUUUCACACGUGGGCAGAUCUUGCCAGUUUUGCUGAGACUUGGUGGUAUCAUGUAGGGAGUAAAA
Tupaia belangeri chinensis (Chinese tree shrew) is the source of this 1474-nucleotide messenger RNA. Its product is annotated as glycine N-phenylacetyltransferase. Gene Ontology annotation, cellular component: mitochondrion. Gene Ontology annotation, molecular function: glycine N-acyltransferase activity. The coding region runs from base 216 to 1097 and encodes 293 amino acids. The transcript has 6 exons. Lineage: Eukaryota; Metazoa; Chordata; Mammalia; Scandentia; Tupaiidae. The record is from RefSeq and is a predicted model, not a curated record.